This is a messenger RNA of Aspergillus campestris IBT 28561, 732 nucleotides long. RefSeq lists its product as uncharacterized. Bases 1 to 732 code for a protein of 243 amino acids. The transcript has a single exon. Lineage: Eukaryota; Fungi; Ascomycota; Eurotiomycetes; Eurotiales; Aspergillaceae. Gene Ontology annotation, molecular function: RNA-DNA hybrid ribonuclease activity; nucleic acid binding. The record is from RefSeq and is a predicted model, not a curated record.
AUGCAGCAACCCAGAAGCCGCAAGACAUCCGCCAGCGAGCGCACACAAAACCCCACACAGGGGCGAGCCAGCUCACCAAGCGGCGACCAGCGCCCAACGCACACAGAAGCCACCAGCUUCAGCGGCACCAUGACCAUCCGGUCCGAAAAAGGAAGUCUCGACUUCGCGUCCAGCCACCGCGCCUCCCCAUUCACCUACUGGACAGACGGAUCCCAGCGGUGCAAAGGCGACGCAACAUUCUGCGCGGCGGGUGUUCACUUCCAACAUGAAGCGGGCCACUCAUACAAAGGGUAUGCGCUUGUGGACGGGAAGGAGAACAACGAUGCGGAGAUGUUCGCCGUCGGCGCCGGGCUGAAGGCCGCUGCUUUGCAGAUUGGGAAGAUGGAUGCGGCGGGCAGGCCGGGGCGGAUUCUGCUGUUUAGCGAUUCGCAGUCGGCGCUCGCGGAGUUGUGUCGCUGGCCGGAUUCCCUGCCGGACCCAGUGCAUGAUGUCGCGGGGUUUGCUGUUGGCUGGGCGAGGAAGCUCCAGGCGAUGGGCGUCGCGGUUGAAAUGCACUGGGUCAAGGGGCAUGGGACGAGUGCGGGCAAUAAACUCGCGGAUCAGGUGGCUGCUACUGUGACGCGCUGGGUGUCUAUUAUGGGACUUCAGCACGGAGAGGGAGUCCCGUAUAAUAUUGGCGAGUUUGAGAUCGUCAACGUGAGGUUGGCGUGGUUGGGGGAGGAGAGUGGGUGA